Messenger RNA from Guyanagaster necrorhizus, 1592 nucleotides. RefSeq lists its product as uncharacterized. The record is from RefSeq and is a predicted model, not a curated record. NCBI's taxonomy places the organism in Eukaryota, Fungi, Basidiomycota, Agaricomycetes, Agaricales, Physalacriaceae. The coding region runs from base 121 to 1398 and encodes 425 amino acids. The transcript has 6 exons.
AAACUUAGCAACCAGGCCAUUCAGCCAAAAUUCAGUAUCAAUCACAAACAUAUGCUCUGCACCGCAUUGUAUUUGAUGUGAUGACAGGUAUAAAUUCUAUGCUUGUCCACAAGGCGUUUCAUGAGGAGAAAGUUCCUUUUCUUGCUGGCCUGGCGCUUCAUUUUCCUCUGCACAUUCAUUCAUUUGGUUCGGCUGCCUUCUUCCAUGCGUCCUCUUCUAUGUUCGCUUUCGCUCACUCUUUUCUUCUCAUCCGCUUGGGCUACUCUAGUCACUGUGACUGUUGACGACCAGAAUGGCGACCCCACAAAUACUGUACUUUAUACUCCUCAAGAGGCCUGGGCUGUCAACAGUCCUUGCAAUGAAUGUGACGCUCAAGUUAACGCGUCCAAAGCAUAUGAUGAGACAUGGCAUGUCGGUAAAUUUAAUAACAAAAGCACAUCGGUGCUCUACGCAUCGUAUUCGUUCUUUGGUAGCGCGGUCUACGUCAAGUGUAUUCUUGCACUCACUGCCGAACAUCCGACAGGAAGAAGUGAUAUGACUUUCUUCAUAGAUGGUAUUCAAGCAGGUACCUACAGCUCAGAACCGGAUCCAUCCGGUCAAGGCUACGAGUACAAUGUCACCGUGUUUGCCCACGAGGGCUUGUCUUCCGGUAGCCACAAUAUUCAAAUCCAAAGCGGUCAUAUGGGAGAUAAUACAUCUUUGAUCCUCUUGGACUCUAUCAUCUAUUCCUACGAUGAUGAUGAACAGAGUACAACAUCUCAGUCUGUUGCCGUGCCUAGUCUGACAUCAAAUUCUUCGGGCGCGCUCAACAAUGCCACUGCCAGCUCGUCUGCAACCCGUAGAAAGACUAUCGAGUAUGUCUUAGGGACGCUGGGUGGCGCGCUUGUUAUAGGACUCACAUUUUAUAUCUACCUGAGGUGGAGGAGGAAGGGCACCCAUAUCCUUCCGAUAACAAAAGAUGGACCUGGCUUUGAUGGGCCCUCGAAUCAAAGCCAGCAUCUUUCUGGCUUUGCGCGGCUUCGACGCCAUCAUCACUCGUACAGCUUCAACCCCAAUCUUCUUGUACGAAAGACAGUCAGUAAGCCCGUCAACGUCAUGACGAUGUAUGACCCCCGCCAUCGCCCCCCACCCCUCCAUGCAGAAUUCCUCAAUACGCAGGAUAACGGCAUCGUUUCACCGUUUCCUUCGGGCAUUUCUUCCGAAGAUUACAACUGGCUGCUCUCCGUCCAACAGUGGCGCAGACAAACAUAUGAAGAAACGGCAGACGUUGUCUCGCCGGGACUCCCAGAUUUGUCGGAGGAGCUUUCUAGUUACUAUGAAGACGCAACGGAGUCCUACCGCACCAAGCCUCCACCGAGGCCGCGGCCGCCGCGACGCUUCACCGUCAUGAAUGGAUGACCGUGACCGUGAUCGAUACGUGUUCCGAAACUACCCAGUCAAAGGUUAAUCGUAUUGAAUUGCUAUACAUGAUUUAACUAUCCAAGAUUUCAUAGUGCACCUACACUAAGGCACCUAAAGAUUAGAUUUGUUUUUUAUUCGUAUUAUUUCCCAAUCCUCCAUAGUAGAAUCGCUGACGACGGACGCCCAAAAAC